Molecule: messenger RNA, 1230 nt
Organism: Juglans microcarpa x Juglans regia
Lineage: Eukaryota; Viridiplantae; Streptophyta; Magnoliopsida; Fagales; Juglandaceae
Exons: 4
Coding region: 291-938 (215 amino acids)
Source: RefSeq, a predicted model, not a curated record
UCAUCACUUGACGAGUCGAAACAUAUAUUGCACCUUGGCCUGCAGCUUACACGCCUUCUCUGCCUCCCUUACCUAUUAAGCCUUUCUCUCUUUGGCCCUCCAAAACUUUCCCAUAAAGUUCACUCCUCCAUUUGGCCCCCCUCCCAACUCUUUCCCUAUAUAUUUCAUUUACUUCAAUUCCCUUGUACAUGCAUAUAUAUACACAUAGCCUUCAAAUCCCAAAAACAUAGAAUCCAAAUCAAAAUCCGAGGAUAAAGAGAGGGAAAGAAACGAAACAGGGAGAUAGAGAAAUGGGUUUCUCAAAGGAAGAAAGAUCAAAAAGGGUUUUGAGGGGUGUGAAGACUAUGUUCUUCUUGAUCACCAUGCUUAUUUCUUUGCUGCUUUUCUCAGCGCCUGUUCUUUUGGUUAUAGCGGAUACGCUGCUUCCAUCUGCGCUCCUCUCUGCUUCUCUUUCUCCUCUUCCUCUUUCAUUACAAGCUCUCACUUCCCAUCUGCAGAACUACGACUUUCGGUACUCCUUAAUCGAUAUACCUCUCAUAUCCAUUAUAAGAUCAGCCAUCAUAAUCUGUGUUUACAGCUUGUGUGAUGGGCCAAGGCUUUCACGAGGGCCGUAUUUGGGAAUCACGACGAUGUGUUCGGUGUUAUCUCUAAUGUUUGUUUCGAUGAAAGCUGCGUAUGUUUUUGGCGUUUCGGGCAGCGAUCGAGGAGGGUAUGUCAGGGCAACGGAAGUAGCGUUGUUCAUAUGCUCUCUGGCUCUGGCUGUAGGGCAUAUCGCUGUGGCCUAUAAAACAAGUUGCAGGGCGAGACGGAAGCUUCUGGUUUACAAAAUUGACAUUGAAGCUGUUUCAGCUUGCAAGAAUGGGAUUUUAAGGUAUCAGAAGGUCUUACAAGAAAGAAAGGGAGAAGCGAACAUAACAACGAAGGAAAUUUCAUUAUAAUAUAUCCAUCCCGUGUUUAUUCGGCUAAUCCAAUCCUUCAGUGGCCGUGAGAUUUUCAGAUUCGUUCGAGGAAAACCAGGCUCUUCUGGAGAGCCAAGAAUAGAAACUAACUCUAGAUUAAGGCUAGCUAGGCAGCAGUAAAAAUCGAUUGGAAAAGUUUUCUUGAGUCACUAUAGAGUACAGAGGCUGUGAUUUCUGCAUAUAUAUGUCUUAAUUUAUUGUUGUCUCCUGAUCUAUCUAGCUGGAAAUGUAUACUCUGUAAACCGUACAAUUGAAGAUUAUUGAUUACAAA